Messenger RNA from Nilaparvata lugens (brown planthopper), 3929 nucleotides. RefSeq names its product oxysterol-binding protein-related protein 11. Bases 418 to 1185 code for a protein of 255 amino acids. The transcript has 5 exons. The record is from RefSeq and is a predicted model, not a curated record. Lineage: Eukaryota; Metazoa; Arthropoda; Insecta; Hemiptera; Delphacidae.
UCUAUGCUACAUGCUUCGGUAGUUGGUGCUGUAACGGUAGAGGGUUUAUGUUAUAAUAGAUCAAGAGAUCAGUGUCAUCAGUAAAUAUCAUCCAUGUUGUAGGUACAGAUAAUCAGCUGACAUUAUUUCACAUUCACAGUCAAUAAUAAAGAAAGCAUAGGCUGACUAUUUAUUUAACAAAUUUCUGUUUUCUAGCUCCAGCAUUGAGUAACAAUUUCACUCGUGUCCUUUUGUAAUGGUGAUCAGAUUAUUCAUUUUCAACGUUCGAAGUAAGUCUUGUUCAUUUUCUGGUAUAGUAAAUUGAUAAUAUUCAAAUCUGAGAUAGUUUUGUAACUUUAUAGGCCUAUUGUAGUAUUGGGUGAUAUAUUUCUUUCAUAAUGUGGUUUACAUCCCUUGAAUAUUGUGUCAUCAAUAGCAAUGAAAGAUAUUCAUGUGAUGAGGAAAAAGAAAAGACCCAAGAAAAAGUACUGCGUUUUGGAUCAUUAUGAGCAGCAGAAUGUUUGCAAUAGCAGUUUCUCAUCUCUAGAGAGGAUGGAUAUUACAACAGAAGUAUAUGAAGGCCAACUUUCCAAGUACACAAAUGUCGUAAAGGGUUGGCAAUAUAGGUGGUUCAUUUUGGACCCCAAAAAAGGAAUUCUAAACUAUUAUUUGAAUGAGACGGAAAGAAGGCAGCAACCAAGAGGCUGGGUCCACUUGGAAGCAGCCGUCAUAUCUCCCAGUGAUGAGGACUCGAAUACUUUCACAGUGAACUCAACGUCGGGAGAACUGUUCAAGCUGCGGGCCCAAGACGCACGCGCUCGUCAAGAAUGGGUUAAUAGAUUACGAGCUGUGGCUGAAUAUCACGCUAAUGCUAUUGCUCAAAAGAACCCUCCACUACCUUUGAGAGAACACCUGAUGAAAUGUUCAAACGUGACACCAUCUUCCUUAGCCGUAUGGGAUGCCUUCUCAGCUGUUCGGGAACAUUUGUUUCGCGCUGAGCAAAGUCAUGUCUCACUUUCCAAAUCAAUAGAAGAAUUACCAUCGUGUGGUGUUUUAAGGAACGUGGACCAAGAGUUACUGAUGUUGAAGGCUGUCUCGCAAACAAUGCUGCUAUCCCUAAGCCAAUGCCUGGUUACUUUGCAGCAACAGCACUGUUGUCAUCCCAAGAGUAAAGGCGGGUCUGAGAAGAAGAAGCACACUGCGUAGCAUGAAACUAUGCCUAUUCCUGCCAUGCACUCUCCAAGCAUUCCCUAACCAACCACAUUAGUUUGAUAAACAUUAUUUUUGUGUACCUAUUGUGUUAGGUUAGUGUAUAAUCACAUUUGUUACAAUGUGAAGAAAACUAGGUUGAAAAACUGUUUUCCAAAUAUAACAAAGAAGCCUUCCUAAUCCAGAGACUUGAUUUAUUAUGAGGAAAUCGUUAGAAAUCACGUCAACUUACAGCUUUCGCCUAUUGUUGCUCAACUUAGUUUCUUAUUUGACGGUGUGGUAUUUUUAGACAAUUUUGAACCAGACAUUAUUGCUUCCCAUCAGGUUAUUUAUUUUUGUUGAAAAUAUGUGUAAAUAAAUACGAAUUUCUUCCGUAGAAGUAAUAUUAUCUCAAACCAGGGCGUUUUUGAGGAAGUUGAUCAAAAGACUUAUUGAUAAGCGAACUAGGCAGUGGAAAGAAAUGUUGUGAUGCUUGCAAUACAUUACUUAGUGUGCAUAUCCUGUUAAUAAUAAGGUUAGUUAUCUUGCAGAUAACUAUUCAAUAGGUAGUUAAUUGGUAUCAUGAAUCUAUAUAUGCUUGUGGAUAUUAAUCAAUAUAAGACGUUAAUUUCUCUCGAGAGAUGCAAUGAUUAACAUUAUUUUCAAGGACGUCUUAUCUAAGAAAUCAAAGAUACGCUUGUGGUCUUUCCUAGACCAUAAAAUCUAACUACAGUAGUAAUUACAGGCCACCAUGUUAAUAAAACAAUCAAUUGUUAUUAUAUUUGUUAUGUUUGUGAUUAUUUUUAAACUUCGAAUAGACUGUAUGGUAGACAAUAUAUUAUCAUCAUCUUACCAAUAUAUUAUAGUAAUCAUGCCAUUCAAAGCUCUUAUCAUUCCUUCGAUUCAUAUUAAUUACUCCUUAAUAAUUCUUUAAUAAGCAAACUGAUAUUUGUAUUUAGUUUCAAAUUGAAAACAUUAUUUCAAGUAUUAUCCCAUUUCGAUUAGCUUAUUUAUAAUUAGGAACAUUGUUUCAGUAUGACUGUUUUCAGUCGAAUGUUCUGUACACUCAUUUUUGUUUAAUCAAUCUAUUCAUAGAAAUCAAUUCAAUCUAUUCAACCAGGAAGAUACUUUAUCGUCCUCAUAACGCUUACUAUAUGAUACAAAUACGAAGCACCAAAUUUUACAUCAAUAUGUAAUUUAAACCAAUCUUGUAAGAGUAGUAUAUAUUUUUUGAAAUGAUUUAAUUUGUGAAAACAUUCCAAAGGUUGAGUAUAAUGAGAAAACGUAAGACGCAAGAUAGCAUUCAAUCACAAUCCUUAGAUCUAACAAAUUAAACAAAAAUGAUCAAUUUACUUAUGUAAACUAAUUAUUAUAUAUUUUAGGUAUUAGAUGCUUCACAUAGUGAAUGAAAUUAAUAAAAUAUUUUUGUCCAUUUGAUAAUAACUCGUGGAUAAUAUCACUAUGAUGAUAUCUUAAUGGAUUAUUUUAAUAAGAAAUUCUAGUGAUAUCCCAUGAUUAUCAUCAAUAAUUAUUGUACUCUGUAACAUCAGAAAGCAUUUGCUUCAGCUCUUUAUAAAUUCCCCACCGUAUAUUUAUCCCUUUUAGUUUACAGUUUCAAUUGCACUUAUGCCUCUAUUCCCUUACCUGAUGUUAAGAACAGUUUUUUGUUCAACUUGUUAAUGGAACUUAGACAGAAUGCUUAAAUGUUUAUUACUUUCCGAUAAUUCAUACAACUCAUUUAAUACUUAUCUGAAGUACAUUUAGGUUAAAAAAUUUGUGUAAUAAAUUGAUUGCCAUUGCAUUGAUUUUAGUUAAUUAACUACAGUCCAAAGAGCGAGCACCUCACUCUUUAAACUUAUUUUAUUCCUCUAAGAGGCAUUGAAAUAUAAGAAUCCAAUUUUUUGAAUCCGAUAUGUACUAUAAUAUUUUGGACAUGAAUAAGAUACAUAUCCAUCUUAAGUUUACGUGGAAUGUAUACAUUGAAUAAAAUUGAAUAGUUUCCAAUUUAUUUGUUAUACCUUAUUAUUUUAUCGACCAAUGUUAUUACAUUUGUGUCAUUUACUUUGUAAAAAAUAAAUAAAAUAAGAUAACAAGCCACAAAACACAUUUGAUAUGUAUUUGUCGACUGCUUUUCUCAACUUAUUAAAAUUUACUAAGAAUUGAUAGAUGUAUCUGUAAAAUUAAAUUUGUGAUUGAAUCAGGCAAUAGUUGAAAAUUGUAAAAAUUUAUAUUUUAAAUAUUUCAGCUUCGACACCUCAUUUAGAGUGUUAGAAGCUAACUUGUGGCUCAAUCAAGUCAUGAGUCUUUAGUAGCCUACUAUACAAUACUGGAUUUUGAAUUGAACAGGUUAUUAAUCAAUUUAAAAAUUUUUAAUUUUUGUAAAGUCUAGACGUCAUGAAUAUCUCAUUCUCAAGCUCUGGAAUGUGCCAUUAAUAGAAUAUCAAACAUUAUUUUUGCUGAAAAUGUUGAUUUCAGCUCACCCUGACAUUAUAUGUCUAGAAGAUUCCGAUAAGAUUAAUGUUGUAUUGAUUUGUUCAAAUAUAUUUUCUUUGAGUUUUGGUUUUAUAGGAAAUGUUUUGGAAGACUUUGAAACUCAAAUGUGAUUAAUCCAAUAACACAUUAAUCUUAUGGAAUCGAAAUCUAAACGAGUUGGGGUGAUACAAUCUGUUAGAGUUACUGCUGCUCGGCAUCUCUAUUUUAUUGAAAAAAUAUUGUACAAGAUUUAUUGAGAAUUUUAGACUAAUAAAAUUUUCUAUUGUUAA